This is a messenger RNA of Ictalurus furcatus (blue catfish), 4089 nucleotides long. It is a transcript of the gene eif2ak1, whose product is annotated as eukaryotic translation initiation factor 2-alpha kinase 1. Gene Ontology annotation, molecular function: protein kinase activity; ATP binding. Gene Ontology annotation, biological process: protein phosphorylation. The transcript is spliced from 17 exons. The record is from RefSeq and is a predicted model, not a curated record. The coding region runs from base 1957 to 3843 and encodes 628 amino acids. Lineage: Eukaryota; Metazoa; Chordata; Actinopteri; Siluriformes; Ictaluridae.
AGCGACGAGGACGUCCAGUUUGACAUAUGUCAGCUCCUUUCUUCCCCAUCCAUCAGCUGAAAGAGACCAGCACAGGAUAGUGCAGUGCAGUGACACUGCCAUGGUGUUGGAAUGAGUGUAUCAGUAACCGCUCUGGUGAGGGUCCCGGUAGAUCUGAGGGCAGUGGUAGCUCGGUGGUUAAAACGAUGGACUGUGGGAUAGAAGGUCAAAUCCCAGUACUGCCAAGCUGCCACUGCUGCACCCUUGAGGAAGGCGUUCAACUCUCAACCGCUCAGAUCUUGGCCGAUGCUGUAACUGUAAAUCCGAAGCCUAUCAUGCCACAGUGAGGCAGGAAUACUCCCAGGAGACAACAAUCAGUCCAUCAUACGCUACAUGGCUUUCAGAUUUGCUGGCUUUCAUAAUACACAGCUUGAAUCUUUUCUAUCACUUGUUUGGCGCUCUAGGGAAGUGCACUCUACGUGAUUUUUGACCUGGAGAGAUUCAAGCCUGCGUGCACCUGAUCCCCAAAUCCCACAAAAAAUGAGGAGGUUAUACGCAGCUAUAAGGAAACCUGUCUGCCCAAUGUUGAUAUGUUAACACUCUAUUUGUGCUGUGUAAUGUACAGAAGUAUUGCUAUACAUAAAGAAAAUAUAUUUAUAUAAUUGUAAUGCAUGCAAUAUAUAUUUGAGCCCUUCCAAAAUUUUGCGAGCGCAGAAAUUAGCCCCAAAUCAAGCAAACGGCGCAACAUUCGGAGGAGCUUGUGAUAUUUUUCAAAAUUACCACAGAUUUACAGCAGAUUUGGGCCAAGACACGUUAGGUGACGUCAUCACAAUGCACAUUCAGCCAAAGCCCUCUUCCUUUCAUGCACGUUGAACAUGGGUACAGCUAAUUUACCAACAAACGUCACUGCAAAAGUUGCAAAUUUGCCCAUUCAAGUAGUUUUCUGCAACAAAAAAACCCCUCAGCAAAUUCUGUAAAAAAGCUGCAGCAAAAUCAAGCACUUUUGGCCGCAACAAUCACAAAAAACAGCAAAAUCCUAGUAUUUUUAAAAAUUCAGUUGUUCUUAAGUGGCAAUUUUGAAUACAAGCCACUGAGCAUCUCUCACAGGUAUAACUAGGGGUGGGAAAAAUUAUAGAGAAACUCUUUGGGUAUUCUUUGUCUAAGCUUACUCAAUUAAAAGUAGAUGUAUGGAGGCAGAAAAGGAAGUGAUUCAAAGUGGAAAAUAAUCUACAUUUAAACAUACUUAAGUAAAGGGUAUAAAAUAAAUAUAUUUUUAACUGUUAAAGAGAGUGUGAUCCUACAUGACUAAGUAGUUUGCUACUAGUUUGAUAGUAACUCUAUUGAAAAAAAAAACAUCUUACUAAGAAAAAAAUUGGAAAAAGGAUAGAAAAAAGAAAAAGCACACAGUGUUAGAGAUUUGUAAUGAGUAUGCUGACGGACAAAAAAAUAAGGAGUAAAAAUAAUAUUUUUAUAGUAGAAAAAGUGCUCAAUUUCACUUGAACUCAAUUAAAAGUUGAGUAAAGUACAAAUUUCCAAAUAAAUACUUAAAUAUCGUAAUGAAGUACAAUUACUCAAGUAUUUUUCCACUCCUGAGUAAAACCGACCUGAUGCAGACCUGAUGACCUGGGGAAACACUGAAAACACACGCAAACAUACAUAAACCUACAGAAAUCCUCCAUAACCUAAUCCACAACAACAAACUCUGAGUUCUUAUUUAUGAGAUAUGUCAUUGCAUUUGCAAUAGUUUAGAGCAGAAACUGAUGUGUGUAACUUCAUAACACAUAUGACUUACAUAAGAGCUGUACAAUAUAAAACUCACAAUAGUUGUUGUAAAUGUUUUCCUCAUAAUCUUGCUGUGAAACUCCACAGAGGUGGGGAAUAACAUGUUUCAUGCUGAUAAGCAUGGCCCUUCCCUGCCCUGCUCAUAACUGUGCGGUGAAGAUGUAGCAUCAGUCGAUGCAUUUGUAAUAACAUAAUAUGAAUGUAGCAGAAGCCAAAAUGGAUUCAGAACAAAGAGACAUUGCUGGUUUGAUAGCUAAAUUUAUCGCUGCAGCUUCCGACUCGGAUAAUAACUGUGAGGUGUUGAUGGCAGGAAGACAGUAUCCGUCCAUUCAGGAGUUUGCCUCUGCCAUCCCUAACCACCUGCUCCUGGGGUCUCUGCUCGAACACUUGUGCUUUGUGUAUGAGAGAGACCCUGCACAAUCCCGCAUGUUGUUUAAGUUGAUUGGUCAGCGACUAGCUGCAAUGAACCUCCUCUCUCCCCUGGCCAUCAGUGACGAGUUCAGCACAGUGAGACUGCAGCACAGUCGGGCCUUUGCUGAGCUCCUGAGUGCAGCCAGCUCAUCACUGUUUCCUCAGGAUCAAAAAUACCUAAAUUCUGAUGGCCAAAACCCUGUGCUAAGAACAAAAGAUGGUCUUUUCCAAACCUCUCGCUACCUCAGUGAAUUUGAGGAAAUCUCACCACUAGGCAGAGGAUCAUACGGAAAAGUCUUUAAGGUGAAAAACAAGUUGGAUGGACAGAAUUAUGCUGUAAAAAAGAUCCUGAUCAAGAAUGUGACGAGGAACGACUGUAUGAAGGUCUUACGGGAGGUUAAAGUUCUGUCCAGUCUUCAGCAUCUGAACAUUGUUGGAUAUCACACUGCAUGGAUGGAGCAUGUGCAGCCUGCUGUGAAGAAUUGUACACCUACUUUUUUGCCUGCCAUAUCAGCUUUAGAAACACCAUCACAAACAGAAAGACUUGUUGAGGAUAGCAAAAGUAGCACCAGUGGAUCAUUCAUUGUUUUUGAAAACACUGAAUGUUCAAAGGACAGAAAAGGACAAUCUACAAACGUGCUAAAGAAUAGCUCAAAUAAUAUUCUAAGAUCUACAAUGGUAAAAGAACAGAGGAGUCAGGUUCUGUCCACAAAAAAUGUGCACAACGCACAGAACUUUGUCCCAUGUGUGUUCCUGGGAGAGCCGCGCUCUUUUGGGGAGACCUGCCCUGCGCUUCGGUGGGAAAGUUCAACACUGUCAGAUGAGUCAUAUGUUGAUAUGAGCAGUCAGAAGUGGGCUGAAAAACAUCCAAAGGAGGUUCAGUUCCACUUAAUGCUUUACAUCCAAAUGCAGCUCUGUGAGCGUUCAUUGAAAGACUGGAUUCAGGAAAGGAACUCUACACCGAAGCUAGAACUCACAAUGUCAACAGUUUCUUUAUUUGCAGGUUCCUUUCAAUCAUUUGACUCUCGACAAGCAUCUGAUAUCUUAAAGAAAAUACUUGAAGGGGUGGAGUAUAUUCACUCCUGUGGAAUUAUGCACAGAGACCUUAAGCCAAGGAAUAUUUUUCUGCAUGGGCAUGAGUGCCAUGUAAAAAUAGGUGACUUUGGAUUGGCUUGUACGGAUAUUGUGAUGAAUGAAAACGAACAGCCACCAUCCAGUUCUCAUAUCAGUGGAAACGCAGAGUUCUCUCACACUAGGGGAGUGGGCACAUUUGUUUAUGCUUCUCCAGAACAACUGCAAGGCUCUUCUUAUGACUUAAAGUCAGAUAUGUAUAGUGUCGGAGUGAUCGCCGUCGAGUUGUUCCAGCCAUUUGGGACAGAGAUGGAACGUGUGCAAACACUCGGAGACCUGAGAAAUGGGAAAGUUCCAGAGGACCUGUAUAAGAACUGGCCAGUCCUGACCGAGCAAAUUAAGCUGCUGACCAGCAUGGACCCCUCACUGCGACCAAGUGCAUCCCAACUACUACAAAAUGACUUCUUUAACAACAAAGACACGGUAAUCUACACUUUACAACAGAGGAUUUCUGAGCAAGAAGAGGAAAUCAUUCAACUCAGAAGACAGAUCAGUGAGCUACAAACCUCACAAAAUGGACCAGAGAAUGCAUCACUAUAAUAACUACUGACUGUUCUCUACCAAGUGAGGCUUUGACAUAAUGUGUAUAGCUUUCCUUUAUUUAUUUUUGUGACAUAUUCCUAUGUAUGAAGCCAACUUUGCCAGGGUGUAUAAAGACAAAUAAAUUAAUAGAUAAACAUUCAGAAGAAUAUUAGACAGACUCAGAAACAUGUGGAUAUCUCGGCACAAUGUCAUGUUUUUCUUUUGUUUAUAAAUCACUAAAGCAUUUUAUAUUUCUGCAAUGGA